AUGCCACCACGCUCGAGGAAACGGAGAAUGGAAGUGGCAGAGGCUUUGCGGGCCAUAGAGACGCCGGAUGUAGGUCCAGGCACCAGCACGGACCACGCGGAAGUGGCACCUGCCCCGGUGGAACCACUGGAAUCCAGUAACGAUCAAGGUGUGUUAAAUAUGUUCAACCAUGUGCCAAUUACCGUAAGGCAAAAAAUUUGGAAUGGGGAAUUUAUCGAACUUAGAUCGUUGCUCCCCAAACAUAACGACAGUACUUUACAAAAGGUACAGGUUGUUAAGGGUGAAAUAAUUGUGUCUGAAAAAGGGGUUGUCAAGAAUUUUGACAAAAUUGAAAUGUGGUCUGAUGCCUUUCUUAUCUAUAUGGCUAUUUUCCUCAUGAAACAUGGGGCUAGACAUUUAGAGCUGAUUCAGUACAUGCACAAUAUACGAUAUGAUAGGCAAUUCCGUUUCAAAAUUGCACAAAAUCCAAACUGUCGUUGGGAUUCCAUCGAUCCAGAAUUAUGGAUGAUGGCUAUGUAUCCUGCACCACUUGUUUCGUUGUCUGAGCAAAGACCUUGCUAUUCUUAUAACAACACGGGUUAUUGUUCAUCUGUUAACUGUCAGUAUGCCCACAAAUGUGUUAAAUGUGGCUCUCAACACCCAGCGCUUUAUUGCUUCCGGCGAUGGGACAAGCUGGCCCAACUACUCCCACCAAGCGCAAAAAGAAUCACCAACUGUCGUUCCAAAGGGGUUCAAUCAACUAUUCAGUUAGAGAUCGCCAAGCCAUUUAUCAUGUAA
Messenger RNA from Dreissena polymorpha, 777 nucleotides. RefSeq lists its product as uncharacterized. The record is from RefSeq and is a predicted model, not a curated record. NCBI's taxonomy places the organism in Eukaryota, Metazoa, Mollusca, Bivalvia, Myida, Dreissenidae. The transcript has 4 exons. The coding region runs from base 1 to 777 and encodes 258 amino acids.